AUGCUGGAAAACAUGCUGCUCUCAAAGGACUGGCACCACAAUCUGUACCUGGGGGAGCCGGGCCACCUGAAGAAAUUUGCGGACCCUCGCAUCAACGAGUACUGGACGUACGAGAAGCUGCCGGAGAUCAGCUACGUGAAUGCCCUCGAGGCCAGCGAGGAGGGGGUGAUCUACCACCACCACGAGACGCUCUGGGUGCUGGCCAACAACUUCUGCGCGGACACAUACGAGGUUGCGUUCUACGCGGACACGUACAAGGAUCAGCUGGGGCUGCUGCCGGCCUACCAGUACGUCAACUACAAUGGGGACGGCUCCAUCUUUCAGGGGUACGCCUGGAGGUGA
Monoraphidium neglectum is the source of this 342-nucleotide messenger RNA. RefSeq lists its product as hypothetical. The transcript is spliced from 4 exons. Bases 1 to 342 code for a protein of 113 amino acids. The record is from RefSeq and is a predicted model, not a curated record. NCBI's taxonomy places the organism in Eukaryota, Viridiplantae, Chlorophyta, Chlorophyceae, Sphaeropleales, Selenastraceae.